Eriocheir sinensis (Chinese mitten crab) is the source of this 3730-nucleotide messenger RNA. RefSeq names its product LHFPL tetraspan subfamily member 3 protein-like (gene Tmhs). The transcript has 5 exons. Gene Ontology annotation, biological process: sensory perception of sound. The record is from RefSeq and is a predicted model, not a curated record. Gene Ontology annotation, cellular component: plasma membrane. Lineage: Eukaryota; Metazoa; Arthropoda; Malacostraca; Decapoda; Varunidae. The coding region runs from base 435 to 1373 and encodes 312 amino acids.
CUUCCAAACCUUUGCAAUCCCCUGGAAGGUCAAAAUUUCUCCCCUGGAACGUGGGAUGAGUGACUCCCCUCUGUACCUCGUCCCUGGGGCCUCAAAACCCCUGGGGAGCUGAUUGGACAGGUGGAGAGGGAGAGGGAGAGUGUGAGAUCAGGACAGAAGGAAGUGAACAGAAAACCCGGAAAAAAAGACGAACACGAAGAAGAAUAAGAAUAAGAUCAAGAACAAAGAAACAGAAAUACGAAAACAAAAGCAAAAUACAGAAAACCCGAAAAAAGAAGAAGACGAAGAAAAAGAAUUAGAUCAAGAACAACAACCAGAACAAAGAAACAGAAAUACGAAAACAAAAGCAAAAUACAGAAACAACAAGAACUAAACCAAGCCAACCAAGAGACACUCCACCAACACCCUCAACCCCAACAACCCAAACCACCAAAAUGAAGAGCGAGAAGAACAUUGAGUACGCAGACCAGGGCCACAUCUAUACCACCAAUUACGUCAGGAACUCGAAGGCGAUCGGGGUGCUGUGGGGAGUGUUUACGAUCUGCUUCGCGAUCAUCAACAUUGUGGUCUUCGUGCAGCCCCAGUGGAUCGGCGACACCCAGGACUCGAAGGGAACAGGUUACUUCGGGCUGUGGCAGUGGUGUGCGGGCGGGGGCGUGGCCGGCGGCAGCACCUCCAGCAGUAGUCACGGGUUGAGCAGCGUGGCGCGGGUGUCGGGCGUGGAGGUGGCGGGCCGGUCCCUGGAGUGUCGGGGGCAGCUGGACCACUUCUCGACGCUCCUCAACACCCCUUCCCGAGUGUCUACGGUGCUGGUGGGGCUGUCGGUGGUGCUGACGCUGCUGACUAUCUGUGCCAUGCUGCUCUUCUUCUUCCUCAGGUCCUCGACGGUGUUUCAUCUCGCCGGGACUAUGCAACUUCUGGCAGCCCUCCUGCUCGGCGUGGGCGUGGCCGUGUUCCCCGCGGGGUGGUCGGCCUCGGAGGUGCGUGCCGUGUGUGGGCCCACCGCGCGGCAGUACCACAUGGGGGAGUGCGAGGUGCGCUGGGCCUUCGUGCUGGCCAUCAUCGGGGUGCUGGACGCCGCCGUGCUGGCCGCCCUCGCCUUCGUCUUGGCCACGCGGCACGUCAAGCUGCAGCCGGAGCCCGAGCCGCUCUACGGGGGCUCGGUUUACAAGGGCCAGAUGAACACCGGCUUCGUGGGUGACGCUGGCAGCCUGGCCGGAUCCCGCAAGUCCCUCAACCUUCAGCCGGUAAUGCUCAUGCCACACCCAGACCAUGACCGCUACUCCGAGUUCUCGCACCAUACCGCCCGCUCCGACAAGAACUCCCCCUACCGCGCCCACUACGCCUCCUCCGUCCAGAACUUCCAGCUGUAGGGGAGGAGGUUUAGGCCCCGAGUGAUGGGUUAGUGUCCGUCUCCUCUUGUUUCACCCUUCUUGUUUUCUUUCUCUUUUUCCUGUCCUUUAUUUUUUCCUUCUUUCCUCUUCAUUCUCUCAUUCUUUUUUGUGUUCGUUUCUUCCUUUUUGUUGGUCUUUUUCUUAUUCCUUGUGUUCUUUUUCUUUUUCCUGUUCUUUUUUUCUUUUCUCGUUCUUUCCUCUUCAUUCCCUCGUUCUUUUUUGUGUUCGUUUCUUCCUGUUUGUUGGUCUUUUUCUUAUUCCUGUUUUAUUCUUCUUUAUUUUCUUCUACAUGUCUAUUUUUCUUCCUCUUCUUUCACGUUGUUUUCUUAUCCCUGUUAUAUAGUUCUUCCAUCUAUAUCCCUUUGUCAUCAUUUGCUUCCUCUUCUUCCUCUCUUUUCUUCUUAUUCCAACUUUAAUUUUUUAUUCCUCGGCUUCUUUAUCUUAAUUUAUUUUUUCCUAUUUUCUCCGAGUUUUCCUUUUCCCUUUUCCUCUCAGCCGAUUCUUUGUCCCCAUCCUUCAUCCCCAUUCCCCUCUAUCCCUCUCCCUCCCGUUAUCAUUCACUCCCUUCUUCGUUUCAUCUUCAGGACUUUCAGCAGUCAGGAGUUAGUAUAUGUUUUGUAUCAUAAGAGAAAUUGUGGGUGUUGAUUUUUCUCCUUAUACCUUCUCUUCCUCCUCCUCCUCCUCCUCCUUUUUCCCCUUCUCACCAUACAGUCAGGUUAUGAUUCUUAGGUAACUUUCACACAAGCAUUCUCAGUCGUCAACCCCCUCACUCUCUCAGUUUAAGUCUGCUCCUUUCUUCCCUCACCCUCUUGCUCCCUUCCUCCUCUAUCUCUCCCUUCACCAGCACCACCACCACCAUCACCAUCUCCCGUUUCUCGGUAGUGUUGGUAAAUCAAAAUUAUGUGGUAGAGCGAGUGUGUUGACGUUUUCAGAGAUGAGUAACAAGUUGAAGGCAGCGUUGUUGUUUGUGUGUAAAGUUUUAGUUCAGGUUGUUUCUUGUGAUGCGUGGAAAUGUGUUCAUGUAUUUGGACUUUUUAUUAUUAAGUUGCUGUUGGAAAAAGUAAAGUUUGUUGGUGUUACUUUGGAAGAUGAAGGACGGAAGGAAAUCCCAUGUUUCUUGUGAUGUGUGGAAAUGUGUUCAUGUAUUUGGACUUUUUAUUAUUAAGUUGAUGUUGGAAAAAGUAAAGUUUGUUGGUGUUACUUUGGAAGAUGAAGGACGGAAGGAAAUCCCAUGUUUCUUGUGAUGCGUGGAAAUGUGUUCAUGUAUUUGGACUUUGAUUUUGAGUUGCCAUUGAGAUAAAAAGUACUAUGUUGGUAUUACUUUGGAAGAUGAAGGAUGGAAGGAAAUGUCAUGUGGUGUGGUGUUAGAGAAGUAAUGUAUAUACUCAAUUUAAAUGUCUAUAAAUUAAAAGUUGGCCUCACUGUGACUAUGAUUACGCUCAGUUAUGGAGGAUAUUGCAGCCCAUGGAGAGCAAUACAGUUUUAAGCACUCAAGAAAGCAAUGUUCGUGUAAAACUUUUGACUCCCAAGGCUUUGAUUAACGGAGAAAUCAGCGCAUCUGUAACCAUGAUUAUGUUCAGUCAAGGAGUGAAUUCGAGAGUUUAUACAGCAAUGUUUCUGACCAAGGAAUAGAAACGUCCUGAUUAUUACUGUUGGAAAAUUUUAUCGACCUCUUUUGUUAGAUUGUACCAUAGAGAAUGUUUUGCCACUCAUAGUUUUUAUUCUAACUGUAUCAUAGUGUGUGUUUUGGAAGUAUAUUUUAUUCUAUGUGUGUGCGUGUGUAUGUGUGUGUGUUAGUAGCGGGCACUCGGCCACUGUCCUUCCUCUCUCACCAGUUUCUCCCUCUCUGUUACUUUCUUCUGCUUAUCUUUCUGUCCUUUUAUCCACAAAUUCCCUUUUUAUAACCAGCCAUAUCUUUAGACUUGAGACGUGGUACCCCCUGCUGUGUGUGUGUGUGUGUGUGUGUGUGUGUGUGUGUGUGUGUGUGUGUUGUGAAGAUAUACAUACUAGUACAGCCAAACACCACACAGUAUACACGCUUGCCUAUAAGAAGUAUACACACACACCUAUGUAUAAGUUUGCUGUAUGCCAAUUGUAAUAUUACCCUCCAUAUACCUGUUUUUAUACCUGUAAAUAUUAAGGAUGUUUGGAGUAAGUGUUUGGUAAUGCUUGUUAUGUGUUAACCGUCAAUGAUCUUAGACUUAAUGUUAGUGGUGUAGUAUAAUGAGCUAUUUUUUCUAUUGCAUUCCCAGCUGUAUUUAUGGAAAGCUGUAGUGAAGGAGUGUGAGUGUAUGUGUCUGUGAAGGAAUAAAAGAUGAGUAACACUAAACUAUGAA